Messenger RNA from Neodiprion virginianus, 960 nucleotides. Its product is annotated as L-lactate dehydrogenase A chain-like. Gene Ontology annotation, biological process: carboxylic acid metabolic process. The record is from RefSeq and is a predicted model, not a curated record. Gene Ontology annotation, molecular function: L-lactate dehydrogenase (NAD+) activity. NCBI's taxonomy places the organism in Eukaryota, Metazoa, Arthropoda, Insecta, Hymenoptera, Diprionidae. The coding region runs from base 314 to 886 and encodes 190 amino acids. The transcript is spliced from 5 exons.
CCCUCGACCUUCAGCAUGGUGCAACCUUCAUGGGCGAUCCUAGGAUCGAGUAUGACACUGAUUUUUGCGCGUCAAGCAACUCGAAGGUUGUCAUCUUGACGGCUGGAGCGCGUCAGUUGGAAGACGAGAGUCGGCUGGACCUCUUGCAGCGAAACGUUGAAAUUUUCAAAAAUAUAAUACCGCCGCUUGUCCAGUAUAGCCCGGAUGCAAUAUUCCUGGUAGUGACAAACCCAGGUGAAAAAAUCGAACCCGGUAGAAAAUUCGUGCAGCCUAAAGUGGUAAUUUGAAAUCUGUUUCAACCGAAGUCGACAUCAUGACCUGGGUUACCUGGAAACUGAGCAACCUUCCGGUUCACAAAGUCAUAGGGACUGGGACCCAGAUUGACUCCUCGCGGUUUCAGUUCCUCAUCUCAGAACGCCUCGGUAUCAGUCCCAGCUCAAUUGCUGCCUGGAUCAUUGGUGAACACGGAGAUUCUCAGGUUCCUCUGUGGUCUGGUGUUAACGUGGCUGGUGUUCAGCUGCGCGACAUUGUGCCUAAUAUUGGUUUGGCAACUGACUACGAGAAGUGGAAUGAGGUCCACCAGGAAGUGAUCCGAGCAGGAAUGACUUUGAGGUGCCUCAAGGGUUACACAAACACGGCAAUCGGUCUCUGCGUCGCUGGAAUCGUUGAUUCUAUCCUGCGAAAUGUGAAUGAUGUUAAAUCGAUUUCGACGUUGGUUCAGGGCCAUCACAACAUCUGUGAUGAAAUAUUCUUAUCCCUUCCUGUCGCGCUAGGCGAGGGUGGAAUCACGAAAAUUAUUCGAAUGCGGAUGACUGAGUUUGAGAAAAAGCAACUCAUGCUUUCUGCCGAGACUAUAGCCAAAGCACAAAAGGAUGUAAAAGUCUGAAUGUUUUAGAACGUCUGAGUGUUCAAAUGACUAAGCUCAAGGCGUUCUUAUGUUGUUUGCCGUUUUUGUUUUCU